CUAGGUAAGGAUAAAUACAAUCAUGAAUUGUAGGAGUAAAAUAUUAGUGUGCUUGUCUCUAGCAGUGGUGUUCAUGAGCUUGCACACCAGCAUGGCGACCGUCUAUAUGGUCGGGGACUCGAACGGAUGGUCACUUGGUGUCGAUUAUGCAACUUGGACUAGUGACAAGACCUUCAUUGUCGGCGACACCCUCGUAUUCUCAUACGGAAGUAGCCAUACAAUAGACGAAGUGAGCGAGAGCGAUUACAGCAGCUGCUCGAUAGGAAACGUGUUAGCGAGCGACAAUAGUGGCGCAAGCAACGUACCCCUUAACAAGGCUGGUAAGCGUUACUUCGUCUGUGGCGUGAUCGGUCACUGCAGCGGAGGCAUGAAGAUCAUCGUGGAUGUCAAAGACUCUUCUUCCUCCAACAAUUCUCCGACCACCACCACCACAACGACUAAGCCCAUUUCUUUCUCCUCGUCCGUCAGGGCAACCAACACUUGGAUCACGGCUCUGCUUUUGCUAAUUGGAUUGGUCAAGAUUGUCAAUGUCUAA
Messenger RNA from Impatiens glandulifera, 535 nucleotides. RefSeq names its product blue copper protein. Lineage: Eukaryota; Viridiplantae; Streptophyta; Magnoliopsida; Ericales; Balsaminaceae. The record is from RefSeq and is a predicted model, not a curated record. Bases 23 to 535 code for a protein of 170 amino acids. Gene Ontology annotation, cellular component: plasma membrane. Gene Ontology annotation, molecular function: electron transfer activity. The transcript has 2 exons.